UUAAACACUUUAUAAUCAUCACUUAUUCUCACGCACAUGUAUAUGUGUAUUUUAAUUAUGUUAAGAAUUACAAAUAUGUUACUAAUAGAAAAAUUGGCGAAAAAGGAGAGUGCUGCUUACGUAGUUUAUAACAAUAUAAUCCGGAAGUAGCCGAUAUUCACCGAUUCAAUAGGGUUCGUAAUCCUUAAAAUUUAACUAAUAUUUUAGAAAUGUAGUUGAACAUAUAAUAGUGCAAAAAGAUAGACCAUGAGUAUACAAUCUGCCUAAGUCGUCUAAAGGUAAACAUCUGAGUCCUGGUAGAUAUAUAAAAUAUUUACACAAGAAUUUUAAAUACGGCAGCAUAUAUUACAAUUUUCUUUAAAGUGAUAUAACUGGUCAAUUUAAUUUUAGUUACAUACCCAAUCUGUUUCGUUACAAAAGAAAAAAAGCCUAAAAAGGCCUUUAAGAGCAUGUCAUUCUCAAUGUUUUUUGUUUAACUCUACGAAAUUAGCUUUGCUAUUUUGUUUAUUUGUUUAUUCAGAUUAAUUUGUUCUAAAUACGUUUUUAAAUAUCGUUACCUAGUCAUGUUUUGAAUUAUUUACAUGUACAUAUAUGUUAUAUUAUAUAUCAUAUCAGACAAUAAAUUCUAGAAAAAUAGGGCCUUUUAUUGGUAUUAAGUUAUAUUUAACACAUAUUUACAGCAGAUACAGUGUAGUUAAUCAUUGCUGUGAAACUAUCCAGCAUUUUAUAUCUUUAUUCUAAUCGGUAAUGACUUUUAGGUUCAUACCAUCUGAAAACAGCAAUUGUUCUCGCACAGGGACGGUUAUCUCCGAUAGAUUUCUGAAACAUAACGGCAUAGAUAAUUAGGCAUACAACCUGAAGUUUAGAUUUCGGAUGUCGAUGGUCUCAAGUCCUUAAUAACUUUAACUUUGGUGGGAUAUUCUUUUAAGCAAUCUAAUGUGAGCACGUGACCGAAAUAACUUAUUUCGGGGUUACUCGAAUGGAAGCAAAUGCCUUUGUUUAUGUCUCGUUCAAUGACUGCCAUGAUUUUCCCUCGCGGACCUUUAAGUACCUAUCAUAAACACAUCUUCUCUACCGCGUCAAGACCAACCAAUGCUUAAACAUGAUAAACAAUGAAGGUACUUGUAUACUCUUUAAUGACAAACAAACUAGCGUCGGUGGUUCUACUCAGGUGCCCGUUCGUGCCUGAAAUAUAUAUAAUGCACGGAAGGGCACCUGAGGUCUUCCUCCACCAGUAAAGCUGGACUGUCGCGAAAUGACCUAUACUGUGUCGAUGUGACGUUAAACCCAAAACAAACAAACAAACUAGCGUCUAACAAACAUAAUCUGAGUGUUUACAUUGCAAUGUAUUCCUCAUGCUGGACAACACGCUUACCUAAGAAUGAACGAAUUUGUUUUGUAACUAGCAAUAACGAUUAGUUAUAUGAGCUAUAACAAAAGUAAAAAUAAUUAUUUAAGAUAUUUCAUUUGUUAGUGGUUUGCUUGUUUACCAAAUUAUCAAAAGUAAAACUAAUUAUAUUUUUGUGUCGACUACUACUUGUGACAGAUAGGAAUCACUUGUCCGGACUUCUCAACAACUACUGAAGCAAUUUCAUCCAAAUGUUACAGACAUGACCAGUACUAAGUCUAGUUGUGAAUAGCGUCGUCAUUUUCCAGUCGAAUGAUUUUAUGAGUUUAAUGAGUUAUGAGCCUUUAAUUUGUUUUCAAAGUCUGUCUGGAUUACUCAUACACAUGUACCACGCAAUUUGUAUGAAAUGUUGCAGGAUUCAUCGGCAACUAUAUUUUAUGUUUCUUUUUCCUGUUGCAUGACAUGGCUUUGGGCCGUUUAAGAUACAGUGAUAUACUGAGAUCACUUCUCCCUCAGCUGUCCGUCUGCCUGUCCGUCAUUCUAUCUAUCUAUGAAACAUAACGGUUUUCAAUGUUCAGCAUCAUCAGUUUGGUAAUUAUUACUUCUCUAAAUUACAGAAAGCACUUAAACAUCCGUGCAGUCAAUUUACACUUCCAACAAAAUGCCCAAUCACCUUUCAUUACAACUUCUUAUAAUUGACUAUCAUCAAGCGACACAUGUUAAUCACUGAUCGCUUUUGUCUGCUCUUGUCAAUAUUUCAUCGAUACUAUUCAUUGAAAUUGUAGCAAUACAAUGCAAAUGCAUAUUGCGCUACCGUUAAAUAAUAUAUCCAAUAUAAAUAAAUGUGUUUUAUGUAUAUUCAGUGACGUAUCAAAUUAUGAAUAGAUAUAAUAGGACCAAUGAAUACAUACAAUAGGGAUCUAUUUGAAUAUGAAUAUGUUUGUAAGUAAACUUGGCAAACUUUCAGAUCUGAAGUGGAUAUUUUUUCCGUUUAUAUAACUGUGUUUUCUGAAAAAAAAUUUGAAUUAUAUUUUUAAGAAAGUUACUUCUGAUUUUAAGAGAAAGAUGUCAAUUUAUAUUUUAAAGUGCAAGUAUUGUGAUAGGAAAUGCUUAAAUCGGUGUAGUCGUUGUCUAAGGGUGGGCUACUGUACAAAGAUAUGUCAAACCUUAGACUGGCCUAGUCAUAAGGUAGUUUGUUUUCGAAACGACACUAAAGCAGAUGUAGCUUCUCAGGGAAUUAAACAGGACCUUGAUGUUACUUUUCAGAAAGACCAUGAAACUAGUACUAAACCAAACAACAAUGAAGAAACAGGGCAAUCUGUAUGUAAUAAUUUUAGAGAUAUGCUAGGAAAUCCUAGACCAUCGCCUGAAACAAGUGAAGACCAGUUAGAUAUUGUUAAAGAAAAACGCUCCUUGAAUACACAAGAUGUUAGUACAGAACAUAUUGACGGUAUCACAGAUGUAAAACACGAUAACACGGAAGAUUGUCGAGAGUUUGAAAGAAAAUCAGAUGAACUUAACAGUCAGAGGACUGUUCUAGAUACAAAAGCUACAAAUAACUCAGAAGUUUUCAAAGAAAAUAAGGCAAAUUAUGAUCUUCAACCAAAUAACGCGACCACAGAAGCAUUAAACAGAAAAGCAUGUGGAUUUUGCAAAUCGUCUGGAUGUUCAAAAAAAUGUUCGGGAUGCAAAGAGACAUUCUAUUGUUCGACCAAAUGUCAGAGAGAAGACUGGAACCAACAUAAAACUAGAUGUAAAAAGGCUUUGUCUGAAGAAGACGAGCGAAUUCUCAGAUGUUUGAAGCACGCGCAAGAACAAAAUGUCAGGCUGGCAGCUUUUAUAGAAAUGGAAAGAAGUGCACAUCCGCCACAUCAAUUCUCUAGUUUUGGUCAGACUUACACAGGUCCAAGAGAGCGAUUUUGCCAAACAUUGACUCGAGAGCAGGCACUUUUUAGAUUAAACCCUCCUGAGGGUUCUCUAGAAAAAGCUAUCCGAAUGUCAAAAUCCUACUUUCCUGACUUUAAAGUUGUGACAGCAUUUGAUGAUAUCCCCGAUGAAUAUUAUCACUCUGUUUCUACCCUUCUGGAUCCAUGGAAUGACAAAUAUGUACUUGUUGCAUUCAUGUACAGAUAUCACGUGCACGUGAUGCGACAUGGCGUAUACUUAAAGGAUGAACAUGGCAAUGAAAGUAAGGUCGAGUUUUAUUUAGAUGAUUUUGGAGACAACCCGUUUCCGUAUUUCAGCUACUCCCAGGUUAAACCAGGUGGAUAUAUUUGUCUUGUAGCACCAGUUAUGCACGAAUUCAGAGAUGGAACAAUUGGAAUCAGAAUUGAUCUACCUGAACAAGUUCGAGUGCUAGAUAUAGAUGAUGUAAUGCGCACUUCUGUUGAGCAUUAAACACUUUAUCACCAUCACUUAUUCUCACAAAAAAUGUUUUAUACACAUGUAUAUAAAGAAGUACAGUCAUGUGUAUUUGAAUAAUGUUAAGAAUUACGGACUCUAUAAUAAGCAUUAAUUAAUAAAUGUAUUUAUGUUUUCUUUAAUAAUGAUGUCUUCAUUGAAGUGAGAAACACUAUUUUGCAUGACAAAAAUGUUACUUAUAGAAAGAUUCUCGAAAAAGGAGAGUGCAGCUUCCGUGGUUUAUAACAGUAGUCGAUAUUCAAAGGAUUCCUAACCCCUUAAAAUUAAAUUAAAAUUUUAGGAAUGUAGUUGUACAAAAAUUGUGUAAAAAGAUAGAUCAUGAAAUGGGUAUACAAUCUGACUUAAGUCGUCUAUAGAUAAACAACUGAGUCCUGGUAGAUAUAUAAAAUAUAAAUAAAUAAUGUGACAGACGGCAACAUAUAUGGCAAUUUUCUUUCAAGCGAUACUGUUGGUCAAUUUAAUAACAUAGCUAAUAUGUUUCGUUUCAAAAGAAAAAAAAACCUUGAAGAUAAUGUGUAACAUGACGUCAUUGUCUUACAACUAUACCAUUCCCCAUUGUUUUUGUUUAACUCUACGAUUUUUGUUUACCUCUACGUGACAUUAUGCCCAUCCAAGGGUAUAUAGUGAGUGAAAAGGUGAAAGUCAAGUUUACAGUUUGCCAUAAUUCCAUUCAAUUUCAUAUAUUGCUUCACACGAACGAUAAAUGACUCACAUGGGCCAAGGAAAUUUCUGCAAAUAUCCAUCGGAAUUUAGCAAUAACAUUCAAUUUUUAAAAAGCGUGGGACAGUCUUUUUAUAUUUUUUGGCAGACUUAAAUUUUAUUCUAAAGAUUUUUCCAGGAUCAAUUGAUGGUAAAUCACCAUUAUAACAGUAAAUCUUUUGAAAUAUAUAGUCUAUUCGGCUCUACUUGACAAUGAAAAAUUGAACAUAAUGUCACUUUAACCUGUAUAUAUUGUUUAUUUGUAUAUUUAGAUUACUUUGUUCUAAAUACAUUUUUUAAAUAUCGUUACCUUGACAUGUGUUUAAAUAUUUUACAUGUUUGUAUUAUGUCUGUUUUUUUUGUUGGAUUUUAAGUAAGAUAGGAAUGUUUAAAUGUAGAGGUUAAAAUAUGUUAUAUUAUAUCAGACAAUAAAGUUUAGAAAAGUAGGGCCUUUAACCGGUAUUUAGUUAAAUUUACCACAUAUUCACAGCAGAUACAGUGUAAUUAGAAAUGUAAUGCUAAGUUGAGUCUAUAAGUUUUGUAGUCUUAAAAUUUAAUUCAUAAACAUGCAUUCUUUACUAUUGAUAGUUAAUCGAUUAUAAGAUUGCAAAUCAAGUUGUCAAAAUAUUACCAAAUAAUUGUACACCUCAUGUGCGUUUAUAAGUUGUGCUCUGUUGUUGCACAUGUAUUACUGAUCAAUUAUGUCACAUGCUUGACAGCGUUAUGGUCACAAGGCAAAUGUUCUCCUUCAGUGCUCGUUUUAACUCUUAUAUAAAUAAAACUUUCUAAUUAAAACUUUUGGUUCAAACAUUUGUUACAGGUCAACUCUAGGCAAUUAUUAUACAUGCAUAUAUCCGAGCAUGUUAUACAUAAUGUUUAUUUGUUUGUUACUACAGAUCUACGAAGUUAAGUGGAUAAGAUCGACGAUUAUCUUUAUUCUAAUCGGGAAUCACUUUUAGGUUCUUGCAAUGUGAAUACAGCAAUACAUCUCUCAAAGGGCCGGUUAUCUCUGAUAGAUUUCUGAAACUUAACAACAUAGAUAAUUAGGCAUACCAUUUCGGAUUUUGGAUGUCGAUGGUCUCAAGUCCUUAAUUGCUAAUAAUUUAGUGGGAUCUUCUUUUAAGCAAUCUAAUGUGAGAACGUGACCUAAAUAUCUUAUUUCGGUGAGAAUAACUUUUGAUUACUCGAAUUGAAUCUGAUGCCUUUGUUUAAAGGUCGUACAAUGAAUUCAAUGAUU
Molecule: messenger RNA, 5705 nt
Organism: Ruditapes philippinarum (Manila clam)
Lineage: Eukaryota; Metazoa; Mollusca; Bivalvia; Venerida; Veneridae
Exons: 3
Coding region: 2414-3745 (443 amino acids)
Cellular component (GO): cytoplasm
Source: RefSeq, a predicted model, not a curated record